CAACCCUGGCAGGUUUUUAAAUGAAGGUUAAGCGUGUUAAGCAUUAUAGGAAAACAAUCGACAUUUAUGACGCACAUUUCGGUCUUGAGACUAAUCCACUUGAAAUAUUAGUAGAUAGCACUUUUGCACGUCAGGCUCUAGUACAACAACUCCACAUAGAACAACAAUUUCAAUGUACUUUAUCAUGUGAAUUUAGUCUUGUUACAACAUCUUGUGUUGUUUCAGAGUGUGAAAGUCUGGGUCAGUUAUUCCAUGGAGCACUAUGUAUCCUCAAGGGAUAUAAAGUUCUAAAAUGUACACACAAAAUCAAUCCCAAUAAUUCCGCAUUUUCUUGCAUAAAAAAGAGAAUUCGAACAGCUGGGUCCAAAAAGUGGUCUGAAUCAAACGCCAAGAAGCGUAGUUUGUUGUUUGCCGUGGCUACCAAUGAUGAAUCUCUUCAGCAACAUGCUAGAGCAAUUCCUGGAAUGCCAAUAUUCUACGUUGCACACAGACGGAUUAAUAUGGAAAGCAUGCCUGAAGAAGUUGCGUUGCUUUUAAAAGAGAAGGCAACAAAGGCACUUGGUUUGACCUGUGCAGAGAGCACUAUAAUCAAACAACUAGGAGACAGGUUUGGCUUCUCCGAAGUAAAACCUAUACGCAGAAAAAAAACUAAAGGACCCAAUCCGCUGUCUUGCAAACGAAAAGCACGUGAGACACCCGCCAUAAUUUUAUCGAAACCUAAACGAAAGCGUAAAAGGAAGCGUAUCAAGGUAACAUGGGCAAUGAAACAAGCUAUAGAAGAACUCAAGUCUAAAGUAAAUGACUGAGACCACUUUUCAUACCAUUUUGCUUUCACAGAAUACACACUUCCUAAUACCUUAUUUUUAUUCUCUUUGGGCUAGAAAGAAUAUAUAUAUGCUGAACAACGUCAGGUGUAACACAAUAAGGCAUGGUAAAUCAACAAAGUUUAUUUCUGACAAAUAUAAAAUAACUAUACAAUAAUGUACAAUUUAAAUACAUAUUCAAAAUCCUAUGUACAUUGAGACUUUAGUUAUUGGUCUGUUUUAGUGAGAGAUCGUAGUUUUAGGAUACGUCAGAUUGGACGCUACGCGUUGCAACUUAACGAUCGGAGCUUUGGCACUGGGGACGUGAUUGGGAAUCAGUCGCACAGCGUCCCCAAUCCGAAUAGCAUUAGGUGAAGUGUGUAUUGAAGGUUGAGUGCUGGGUGAAUGAACGAUAUCAUUGUUUACAAAAUUAUUUUCUGGAGUAGUCAAACGUAUAAGAGGAGUUGUCUUGUUAGUGCUACAAUUAAUCAUUCUUAUCACAGGGAUGCUUGUCCCACAUCUUAUACCAUUAGCUGGUGAUCUAGAAAACUGAGUAAAUUGCUUUGCAUAUACCGUAUUUUGCAAUCCUACAUUAGGGGAUACAUUCAAUGUGCUUGGGAUUUUAGUAGCUGUUUUAAUUUGUACUGUUUCUGUAGGGUGGACGGGAAUUGAGUCGUUCAACAAAGACGACCGAGAUAUUAUUGUGGAUUGAACUGUUAAUCGAGGUCGAAUUUGACAUGCUUCAUACAACUUGGGGGUUUGGGGAAUACUACCAGAAGGCUUGUGUAACUGGGAUACCAUGCGCUCAAACUGCGAUGGUGGUACAAGUGGAUGAGUGAACUGUUGUUGAUAUACCUCACCUGCAAGAAACCCAAUAAUAAUAAAAAUUGUUUUUUAAAUGUUGGUAAAACAAUGUUUUUAUAUACUGUAAUAAUAACAGGAACUAUUUAAUAACUUGGUAUAUACAUGGCGACUAAUACGCCUUGAAGUUUCCUAGGUAAGGUAAUCCUACUUUGGUGAUGAAAAGGCAAGUAGAGGAGAAUAAGUAUAUUCUGUAG
This is a messenger RNA of Trichobilharzia szidati, 1861 nucleotides long. The record is from the annotation of a GenBank genome assembly. Lineage: Eukaryota; Metazoa; Platyhelminthes; Trematoda; Strigeidida; Schistosomatidae.